Messenger RNA from Microbotryum saponariae, 976 nucleotides. The record is from the annotation of a GenBank genome assembly. NCBI's taxonomy places the organism in Eukaryota, Fungi, Basidiomycota, Microbotryomycetes, Microbotryales, Microbotryaceae.
AUGUGUAUGCCUCAAUAUAACCCACUCGCGCUCAGGGAGAGUUUGCUGGAGCUCGAAAUAAAACCCCUGGGAUCGCCCAAGGUUGAAAUUUUCGCGCCUACCCCCAUCCUAAUUGAUCCUUCCAUCGGCACGAUGGACACCACUCAUUCCAAUUUCGAUCCUCAACGUAUCACUCCGUUGGUUUCGCGAAACCCGCGAAACUCCCCAGCACCGUCAAGCGCAACGAUUGGUCUGAUGCCAGCUACGCCACCAAUGAGACUCCAAAGGGUCGUAAAAGGUCGACCCUACUCCCUCCCUGCCGGUGUCCGAGCCACUCGAGGUCGUUGGUUCCUUGUCAAGGUAUCAAAGACGUACACUAGCCGCCCGGUCAACUAUCCCUAUAUUGUUGGAAUCAACGAUGAUUCCGAAAAUGAUCAACAAAAGAAGAAGAACGGCUGGACCAGGAGUCGAACCUGGGUCGUUUCCAUUAAUCGGAAAAGCUUUGACCUCUAAGCUAUCCGGCCCCUGAUAUCAGUGCAAGGUCUACUAACACCUUCAAUACUUCCCCUUAGACCUUUGCACUGCUGCCAGGCUAUUGCAAUGCGUCGACUCUAAGUCCCAAUUGGACUCUGUGUCAAGCUUCUGCGGCAGCUCCGGCAGCUAUGUGCUGCGUCAUUGGAAAGAUUUACAAGAAAGGUUCUAUAAUAGAUCCUCACAUAUAUCCGCAAGCGCCCAAGUCCUUGCCAAUCGAAGCGCAAGAGGGAAGAACCCUCUUUCCAAGCUGCGCGGUUUUGCUCAAGCCUUGCACUUAAUGUCGGGCUCGCAAGACGAAUUUGAUGCUGAAGUCACUUGCUCAAGGUAUAGGCUCUUCCCAAAUUGCAGCGGAUCCUUGUCACCAGAACACUCACACUCACAUUGGUCAUGGUUUAGUGACUCCUUGAGCAGCUGCAAGAAGAAGAGUGAGAUCGUCGAUCCUAAGCCGUGCCAUGAUGAGUAG